Messenger RNA from Lonchura striata (white-rumped munia), 1829 nucleotides. It is a transcript of the gene TMEM35A, whose product is annotated as transmembrane protein 35A. Gene Ontology annotation, molecular function: acetylcholine receptor regulator activity. The record is from RefSeq and is a predicted model, not a curated record. Lineage: Eukaryota; Metazoa; Chordata; Aves; Passeriformes; Estrildidae. Gene Ontology annotation, biological process: positive regulation of protein localization to cell surface; chaperone-mediated protein complex assembly. Gene Ontology annotation, cellular component: endoplasmic reticulum.
AGUGCUGGAGCUGCCUGGCUCUGGCUGCAGGGCUUUAGGACCCAGGGGUUGCUGAGUGGAGGAGGCUGAAUCCCCUCCCGCUGCCAUCCUCCUGCCUCUGCAGCUUUAUUCCUACAGCCUUCAAUGGUGACGGACUCCCUCCCACCCGGGCUGGCAGCCAGAGCCACAAGGCCUCGCUAGGACCGGAUCCCUGCGGCUCUAUGGCAUCUCCCAGGACCAUCACCAUCGUCGCCCUCUCGGUGGCCCUGGGGCUCUUCUUCGUCUUUAUGGGGACGAUCAAACUGACCCCCCGGCUCAGCAGGGAUGCCUACAAUGAGAUGAAACGGGCAUACAAAAGCUAUGUGCGGGCCCUGCCCAUGCUCAAGAAGAUGGGAGUCAGCUCCAUCCUCCUCCGCAAGAGCAUCGGCGCCCUGGAAGUGGCGUGUGGCAUUGUCAUGACACUGGUGCCUGGUCGCCCCAAGGACGUGGCCAACUUCCUGCUCCUCCUCCUCGUGCUGGCUGUGCUCUUCUUCCACCAGCUCGUGGGGGACCCCCUCAAGCGUUACGCCCACGCCCUGGUCUUUGGGAUCCUGCUCACCUGCCGCCUGCUGAUCGCUCGCCAGCCCGAGGAGCUGCCGCCGGAGAAGAGGAUGCUGUCGGUGAACGGGGAUGAGCAGCCACUCAUCCAUGAAGCAGCUCCCGAGAAAGGCAAAGUGAAGGUAUCCUAGUUGAGUGCUUGUGACGAAACACGGACCCUCGAGGCAGCUCUCUGCAAAAUCACCCAGAAAAUUUGGUUUUUAUUUACUGACUUGCUUUUUUUUUUUUUUGUCUGUCUAAAUAAAGUUGCACUUGGGGUCUGAGAGAUACAAGGUAUGUCUACACUGUAGUCUUGCUUUUGCUGCUGCCUUGUAAUGUAGAAAAACUCAAACUAGCUUCCACAGGGACAGCUUGGAGGCAGUCAGCAACCCAGCUGGAGCAGUGCUGGCCUCAGCAGGAGCUGCAAAACCAGCCUAAGACCCUGGGCAGAGACCUGGGCAGGCACUCAGGCCACCCUGGCACUGGGGAGAUCAGUCCUGAGCACCAGCCCUGAGCCCCACGGCAGCAGAGCGGCCUGGGUGCUGCUGCUGCCCAGAACAGAGGCUGGGCAGGCCAUGACCAGCGUCCCUGUGCAGCCCCACACACACAUCUGCAUUUUCCUUUCCAUGGUCAAGGCGUAAAAGGGAUCCUGUUACCAAAAAAGUGCUUUUUGUUGUGUUGGAGAUAAGGAUUUCUUGGGCUUUGCUGCCUCUGUGCUCAGUCCUUUCUAUGGAAUGAUUAUCCAGAGAAAACAUGGGAUGCUCUGUUUACAUCUUCUUUGAUUUCCAUGCAGAGGCUCCAAAACUGGGACAAUGGCCUGAUAACAGUAGUUUUUUGCCUGCUUCACAUGAGGCAGUGGCACCUCUUUACCCUUCUUGGCAGAGAGUAAGGGUGCCUGGAGAGGGGAUGGGGAGUGGAAGUGCCCAAAGAACUCCAAAGUAUCUCUCUGAUGUUGGCAAGUAGCAUUGUGCUCCCCAGUUCCUUGCAAAUUCCUUUCCCCUCCGCCCCACAGCUACUGUGACUUUAUAGAAUUGCUGUUUAUUUCUGGUAGAUGAGGGUCUGAACAGUUGCAGGUACCUCACUGCUUGCUCGUCCCACAUACUGCCUCAGUGAGCUGGGAUAAGUCCUGUUACCAGAGCCUGAAUCCCUGUGUUGUAUCUGAAAUCUUAGAGUGUCAUAAGGAGCAUGUGUUACCUCUGAAAUUUGUCUAUCUAGUUUUCUUAAUGUUUGUCUGUUCUCAGUUUUUCCUUUUUUUUUUUUUUUUAUUUUUUUUA